AUGAUCAAUGAUACGACAGCAACCCUUGCUUCAUUGGCGUACUCCAUUCCUUCUUUGCCCAACACUCGUGUUGUUAUGGGUCUGAUCGUGGGCGCGGGAUGCAACACGACCGUUCCCAUGAAACUUGCCGACUUGCAUGAAUCCAAAACUAAAAGCAUUCUUGAAAAACACCCCGACGCAAAGGAAACGCUCAUCUCGACCGAAUGGACUCUCUCCACUGCAGCAGCUUCUUUUGAUGAGCUUGGUAUUCGAACAGAAUGGGACCUUGAGCUGGAUAGAAAUUGCAAAAGACCCGGUUUCCAGCCAAUGGAAUAUAUGAUCGGCGGUGGAUAUACUGGCGAGCUUGUCCGCAUUGUCUGUUAUGAUUGGUUCCAUCGAAUUUUGGGAAUACAACGCUCUAAGUUACCACUGAAGUUGGUCGAGGAAUAUUCUCUUUCGACAGAAUAUCUCUCCCUGGUUGUCGCCUCUUCUAUGUCCGAUGAGCGCUUGGCAAGUGAGUUGUCCAAAACACUUCAACCAUCACCCGAGAGUGAUUGGACCUGGUCGGCUGAAUAUGCCCGGGAUAUUCGAGCCAUUGCCUCGGCUGUGCAGGGUCGAGCGGCUUCAUUGGUGGCAUCUGCAGUUGUUGGUCUCCUAGGCUGCACCAAUGAAGUCCAACUAGGCGAUAUGACACCCAAGUGCAAUGAAGAACAAGUCAAUACAAAACCUAAAGUUACUGAACAAACAGACUCGUCAACGGGUUGGAAUAGUGGGCCCGAGGAGCUCGCCGUGGCAUUCUCGGGUGGAGUCAUUCAACACUAUCCUCACUAUAAAGAAACUGUACAGAGAUAUAUUGAUCGACUACUACUGCGAGCUGGUCCUCAAGCAGGCGGAAAGAGUGUCUUCCUGCGGGAGGCCAGCGAUGGCGGGAUCAUUGGAACUGGUGUCCUUGCAGGAACAGCGUCGGGGGAAAUUGGAGAAAUCAAGGCUACUAACAAUUAG
This is a messenger RNA of Penicillium griseofulvum, 981 nucleotides long. Its product is annotated as Hexokinase. Gene Ontology annotation, biological process: glycolytic process; intracellular glucose homeostasis; glucose 6-phosphate metabolic process. Gene Ontology annotation, cellular component: mitochondrion; cytosol. Gene Ontology annotation, molecular function: fructokinase activity; ATP binding; mannokinase activity. Lineage: Eukaryota; Fungi; Ascomycota; Eurotiomycetes; Eurotiales; Aspergillaceae. The coding region runs from base 1 to 981 and encodes 326 amino acids. The record is from RefSeq and is a predicted model, not a curated record. The transcript has a single exon.